Messenger RNA from Fusarium verticillioides 7600, 1888 nucleotides. RefSeq lists its product as hypothetical. Gene Ontology annotation, cellular component: nucleus. Lineage: Eukaryota; Fungi; Ascomycota; Sordariomycetes; Hypocreales; Nectriaceae. The transcript is spliced from 3 exons. The record is from RefSeq and is a predicted model, not a curated record. Gene Ontology annotation, biological process: positive regulation of transcription by RNA polymerase II. Gene Ontology annotation, molecular function: DNA-binding transcription factor activity, RNA polymerase II-specific; zinc ion binding; transcription cis-regulatory region binding. The coding region runs from base 27 to 1727 and encodes 566 amino acids.
CGUUUUCUCACCCUUCAUCAGCAAUAAUGAGAUCAUUCCCCAGCGGAUGCUGGACGUGUAAGCUCAGACAUCGGAAAUGCGACCUCCAAAUCCCUGCCUGUAGGGAAUGCACCGACCGACGGAUCCCGUGCCAUGGCUAUGGAUCCAAGCCUACGUGGAUGGACGGGUCAGAUGCCGAGCACCGAGAGCUUGAGCGAAUCAAAAGAGCUGUCAAACAGCAUCUGAAGAAGGUUCGGAGGGGUCAGCGAAACCAGAGCCUUCUAAGGGAUGUGACAGUUACUUCUCCGUCGGAGCGAUGUACCCCGUUGCAGACACCACUAGCUCCAGGUGCAACUGGGCUUUCAAGUCCGUUUCUAUCAGAGCAGAAUGCACAUCAUGGCUGUGAUAACUUGCAGUCUUCGGAGACCUUUGUACAGGCUUCGAGUAGCUCACUCCCACGAAACUCAAUCCUUGAAGAAGAAACUGCACACCCGGUCUCUCCAUCACAGGGUUACACUCCGCCUUGCAUCUUGCAACCCAGAUUGGCAUCUCUUAUAAUGUAUUAUCUCGACCAUGUGUUUGUCUGGCAGUUCCCCUACUACCAGUUCCAGUCCCGCUUGGGUAACAGAGGCUGGCUUCUCGUAUUUCUCUACAACGAUCGCUCGCUGUCGCAUGCUGCGCUUGCACUCUCCACCUUGCAUCGAGAUGCAUCCCAGAAGAGGUGCUCUUAUAACCGGCAAGCAUUUGAGUUCCACUCAAUGGCCUUGAGAGAGUUGCGGAAUCUCUCGCAGCAUACUGAGACCGAGACACUGCUUAACGACCGGACCAAGCUGGCUGAGUUUAUAGCGGCUAGUUUGACACUGAUAAGUUUUGAGGUUUUCAAUGGAGCUGAGUACGAUUGGGUUCCGCACCUCGACGCCGUCACGGCUGUCGUCGCUAUGCAAUCGCCGGACGUCCUACUCCAGACUUCAUCGUCCUCCGAAAAUGCUUUGCCUUCUCCAAUCACUUUUUUACGCGGCGAUGAUCCUCAAUUGCAAGCAGAUUUCAGUUUCCUCAUCGCUGAAGCAUUGUGGCAUGAUAUCCUGGCUUGUGCAACGACAAGGCGUGUCCCACGGAUACCUUAUCGAAAAUGGCUAGAGGGGUCAGAUCUCGCAAUGGAGGACUUGAUGGGCUGUUACAACUGGGUCAUGAUUGCUAUUGGAGACUUGGCUCAUCUUCAAGCAUGGAAAAAGGAUAUGAAGCAGAAAGGGGCUCUAAGCGUGCCGGAGUUGGUGAGAAGGGGCCAAAGAAUAGAGAAGAGACUACAAGACGGCAUCAGGGAACUAAGGCAAACUAAAAAGGGAGGAGACAGUAAUCGUGGCAGUAUUUCACCGGCUCCAUAUGUCUCCCAUGUUUUCGCACUUGCGUCGUUAGUCUUGUCAAGUACAAUAGUCUCCGGGCCCUGGGCAUGUCUUCCCGAGAUUAAGGGUGCGAUUACAGAGUCGGUCACUGUCCUGAAGGACUGGCCCCAAGCCGUUCCUCUCCGGGGCCUGGUCUGGCCACUCUAUAUCAUUGGCCGCAUGGCUGAGCCCAGUCUCCAGUGCUUUUUGGAGUCAGUUCUAUGUAGAAUCCAGGAAGAGAGUGGAGGGUUUGGAAACAGCGGUACCGUCAUCAAGCUCCUAAAGAGCCGUUGGGCCGCACCUCCAGACCCUAAUGAUGUUGGGGUGGGAUUAGUGUUCCGGACAGGAGGUAAUGUGCUACUUACGUAGAAACUUCUCCUGAUAACGGGGACCCUUAGAUGCUUAAUUCGAGUUUCGAACCUCUUUCAUAGCAGGGAGUACUAACGUGCCAUGAUACACGCUAGAAUGAGGAUCUACUUGAUGUGAGCUUUAGUGCUAAGAUUUUCUUUGCUAAAUCUGGACAGGACGCA